AUGUCUGAGCGAAAAGUCCUUCAGAAAUACUACCCCGCGGACUUUGAUCCUCGGGCCAUCGCGCGGCGCGGCGGCUCCAAGAAGACCGGUCCGCGUAUCCAGGUUGUCCGGCUCAUGGCGCCCUUUUCCAUGAAGUGCCUGACGUGCGGCGAGUUCAUCUACCGGGGCCGCAAGUUCAACUCGCGCAAGGUGACGGACCAGGCGCAGCGCUACCUCAACAUCCAAAUCUACCAGUUUCACAUCAAAUGCACCCGCUGCAGCGCCGAGAUUACGUUUCGCACGGAUCCCAAGAACAACGACUACGCCAUGGUCAGCGGCGCCAUGCGCAACAUGGAGCCCUGGCGCGACCGCGGCGCGGCCGACGAGUCGCUCGAGGACCGGCUCGACCGGCUGGAGCGCGAAGAGGCCGAAGCGGCGGGGGAGGAGGCCGAGGGCCGGAGCGCGAUGGAGGAGCUCGAGGCCAAGAACGCAGACGCGCGGCGGGAAAUGGCGGCGGCGGAUGCGCUCGACGAGAUCCGGCAGCGCAACGCGCGCAUCCACCGCUCGGAAAAGGAGGGCGUCGACUUUGCGGAUGCGGUGGUGAGGGGCGAGGACGAGGAGCGCAGGCGGCAGGAUGCCGAGGAUGCCGAAGCGGCGAGGAGAGCGUUUGCACACGUCUCCAUCAAGGCGGGGGUGGAGGACGAGGUGAAGCAGGAGCGGCCGGCGUUGCUGGAUGUCGUGAAGGAGGAGGAGGAGCAUGUGUCACCGGUGGUCAAGACGGAGGCGACUGCAGCGGCGUUGAUGCCGCCGCCAGAAGCGCCGGUGCCGUCCUUUAAAAGGACGGUCAAGAAGAAAAAGGACCACUCGGCGCUACUGGGAAUAAAAAAGAAGCCUACGCUGGUGUAG
Messenger RNA from Beauveria bassiana ARSEF 2860, 885 nucleotides. Its product is annotated as cell cycle control protein cwf16, putative. The record is from RefSeq and is a predicted model, not a curated record. Gene Ontology annotation, biological process: mRNA splicing, via spliceosome. The transcript has 2 exons. Bases 1 to 885 code for a protein of 294 amino acids. NCBI's taxonomy places the organism in Eukaryota, Fungi, Ascomycota, Sordariomycetes, Hypocreales, Cordycipitaceae. Gene Ontology annotation, cellular component: U2-type catalytic step 1 spliceosome.